This is a messenger RNA of Gadus chalcogrammus (walleye pollock), 1423 nucleotides long. RefSeq names its product hepatic sodium/bile acid cotransporter-like. The transcript has 6 exons. Gene Ontology annotation, cellular component: membrane. The record is from RefSeq and is a predicted model, not a curated record. NCBI's taxonomy places the organism in Eukaryota, Metazoa, Chordata, Actinopteri, Gadiformes, Gadidae. Gene Ontology annotation, biological process: bile acid and bile salt transport. Gene Ontology annotation, molecular function: bile acid:sodium symporter activity. The coding region runs from base 75 to 1121 and encodes 348 amino acids.
AGCGUCCAUGAUCCCAACUUAACCAUGAAGCAUAUCUGCAAACUGGUAAACUCACACUACUGUAGACAUCCAGGAUGAGUGCAAUCAGCAACCUGACACAGCAAGCAGCCUUGGAAAGCAGCAGCCUCUACAAUGGAUCGAAGGGGUCUUACAAUGGGAGCAGCGGUUACCAGAACCCCUUCUCACCCACUAUGGACAAAGCCAUCAAUGGCUUCACCAUCAUCAUCCUCUUCAUCACAAUGGUGUCUCUUGGGUGCACGAUGGAAGUGGCCAAGAUCAAGGACCACAUCUUCAAGCCAAAGGGGGUUGCCAUUGCUGUGGUGGCCCAGUUCGGCAUCAUGCCGCUGACUGCCUUUUGCCUGGCCACCGUCUUCAAGCUGGAGCAGAUUGAGGUCCUGACUGUGUUGAUCUGUGGGUGUUGCCCAGGGGGAAACCUAUCCAACAUUUUCUCUCUGGCACUGAAGGGAGACAUGAACCUGAGUAUUGUCAUGACCACAUUCUCGACGCUCGCUGCCCUGGGAAUGAUGCCCCUCCUGCUGCUCAUCUACAGCCAGGGCUUGGGCAGUCUGCAGAACGCUGUGCCAUACACAGGCAUCACCAUCGCCCUCUUCAUGACCCUCGUUCCCUGUGGCUUCGGCAUCGCCCUCAAUCAUUACAAACCCAAAUACUCAGCUGUGGUGAUCAAGGUUGGUCUCAGCAUCUGUCUCAUUUCCUCGGUGGCCGUCGGCGUCAUGUCGGGCAUCACCAUCGGGGGGUCGGUGUGGGUGGUGCUGUCGCCACAGAUCAUGUCUGUGGCCGCACUGAUGCCGCUGACCGGCUAUACGCUCGGUUACGUCAUGUCCACCAUCUUUAAACAAAACCAUCAAUGUAGAAGGACUAUCUCCAUGGAGACAGGCUGCCAGAACAUCCAGCUGUGUGCAACCAUCUUGAAGGUGGCGUUCUCUCCUGAGGUCAUCGGCCCCCUAUAUCUCUUCCCCCUCAUCUAUAUUGUGUUCCAGGGAGGCGAAGCCCUUGUUUUCAUCCUGCUAUUCAGAUGUUACGAAGCGUUUAAGCCCAAAAUUGAGGAAAAGACAGUACAUCCAAAUGUUAACGUUAACAUGGAGGAAAUUAAAACGUAUUGAAGGAGUUUGCGGUUGGAUCUCCCAGGCUGAAGUGCUGCAGAACGAUGUGUACAGUGUGAUCAAUGGAGGGUCGAGGACAAACAGCCUCCUCCCUUCAUGUCGUUUACCUCAGGCAGUAACAUGACACGGAUAUGUGUGUCACAUGUCUAGAGACACUGCUCUUUAGUACGCAUAAAUUUAAUUUUUAUAUUGAAACAAUCUGACGAUUGUUAAAUUAAUAUUGCUAUAAAGAACUAUCUUUUAGGGUAAAUGUUUUGAAAUAAUAUAUCACAAAAUCAUUACAAAAAUAAGAUUGUGUUUAG